AUGCCAAAAUCAAAAUCCAAUGUCAUAUGCCGCCCAAAUUCCCCAACUCUACUGAACAUCGAUUCACCAGAAUACAAAAAACUCAUGAGCGACGCAGUACUGGCGCAUCUCAGAGAAAUGAACAAGGACGUCCACACGUUUAGUACCAACUUGCCGCUCGCAGUAUUACUCGCUCCCUGUAAAAAGAAUCGAGGUCAUCGUGGAGUUUCUCGCCCACAAAAUGAAUUCAUCCUCUACCGCAAAGACAUUCAAGACGAAAUUCGUCGAGAAUAUCCCAAUGCCUCAUUUAUCGAAAUUUCGAAAAUAGCCAGCGCAAGAUGGAAGAACGAAACGACCGAGAAGAAAAACGUCUUUACAGUGUUGAGCAAAGCUGGCUACUUGGCGCAUAGGGAACUAUUUCCUGAUUAUAAAUAUCAACCAAAAGAACGGAACGGUAAAGGAAAAAAAAUGGUCGAGGUAAAACAACGCGGAAAAAACAAAAAGACUGAGCUUGAUCCAUGGGCCAAAUCGGUUACAAUGCCACAGAUGUUUGCCACAGAAAACGAAGACAAAAAUGACAAUGCAUCAAUGACUAUAGAUUUUCGUGCUGACGAUCAUACUAAUCAGCAUUCGCUCAAGACGAAAGCGCAACAAUCAUUGUCACACAACAAUAAUAAUGACACGAAAUCUAAUGAAAUGUUUUCUGCUUUUGCCUUGUCGCCUUUGUAUUUUUCACCUGGUGUGGAAUCUUGUUCGUCCGACAUUUUUGCUUCUUCGUCUCAACCGCCCACGUCUCCAAUGUCUUUCACCGAACAAUCUUCGAUGAGUGCCGGUACGCUGUACGAAGAUCAAAUGAUGGAUUACAGCGAUGGCACGAACGAUGGUAAUGACAAUAUUAAACCAAACAGUGAAUUAAACUGUGCCAUGCAAACUGACGAUAUGAGUACUCGGAUGAACGCCGAGCUGGAUAAUGUGUUGAAUCACCCUAUGCUUUCGGUGGGAUUUCCUAACUUUGAACCAGAGCCGGAACAAUUUGUCGCAUUCGGCUUUUUAAAUGAUAUGCUUGGUACCGGCGAAUUUAAGACUAGUAACAAGGAUGGGAAUACGCUUGAUGAUUUAACUGCAGGAAGUAAUGAUGAUACUCCCGUAGUCGGCUCUUCUUUAUCUUCAUCUUCGGUACAGAAUGAGCAAACGUCUUCUUUAUCAUCAGACUCGUUUAUUGAAAUUCCCUCCUCUCGUUUGACGUCGUCGCAACCCUCUUUAUCGCCAGCAUCUCAUUCGUCUUAUUCUCAAACUUCUCCAUCUUACCCUCCUCCUCCAUUUACCGCGAGAUCAUCAGACAAUUCUUCAAUCGCUGGAUUUCCUUUUCUAGAUAUGCCUUCUCUCCCUCCGCCCAUUCUUCCUUCUCCGCCAUUAUCGGCAUCUGCUCAGACAGUUUCAACGGAAGGCCAAUUCGUGCCGAUUCAUCAAAUGUUUAUGCCAAAUGCAAAUGGCUCGUAUUUCGGAUAUAAUAAUCUGUUGUUUGGAAAUGAAACUUGUCGAAAUGAACAAUAA
Molecule: messenger RNA, 1533 nt
Organism: Paraglomus occultum
Lineage: Eukaryota; Fungi; Glomeromycota; Glomeromycetes; Paraglomerales; Paraglomeraceae
Source: the annotation of a GenBank genome assembly